CCUUCAGGACUAAAGCGAUGUGACGGCGUCAGUGUGAAUCCAUCAGAGGGACGUGACGAGCUCCUGUCAAUCCUCAGGUUGUCAUCAUGGCGGACUGGUCCCAGCUGGCCUCCUUGUUGGACAAGGUCCAGUCGCACUCCACGGUGGUGGGGAAGGUGUGGCUGAGCGUUCUCUUCCUCUUCAGGGUCUUCAUCCUGGCUACAGGCGUGGAUUCCAUUUGGGGUGAUGAACAGGAAAAGAUGGACUGUAACACCAAGUCUCCUGGCUGCAGGAACGCCUGCUAUGACAAGACCUUCCCCAUGUCCCACACACGUUUCUGGGUCCUCCAAAUCCUGACCGUGUCCACGCCGACACUUAUCUAUCUCGGCCACAUCCUGCUUGUGAUCCGCAGAGAAAACAAACUGAGAAAACGCCUGGAGCAGAAAACCGAGCUGAUGGGGAUGAUCAAACUUCCAAAAUAUUCAGACCAGCUUGGCAACGUGCAGCUGAAGGGCUCCCUGCUGGUCAGUUAUGUGGUGCAGGUGCUCUUCAAGAUUCUUCUGGAGGUGGCCUUCAUUGUGGGUCAGUACUACCUCUACGGCUUCAUCCUCAUGCCACUGAAGAUCACGUACGGGGGUUACCCCUGCAGGUUCCCCAUCGAGUGCUUCAUAACCCGGCCAACUGAGAAAAGCAUCUUCAUCGUGUUCAUGCUGGCAGUGGCUGGCAUCUCUGUGCUCCUCAACAUUGUGGAGCUGUUCCACCUAAUGACGAUGAAACUCAAAGGAAGGAGGAGGAACAGUGGAUCUGCUGCCUGGAGACAGAACCACCUCAAUGAAGCAACAGAGCAAGUCAUGGUUUGCUGACGAAUGAAGCGUCACUAUGAACCCUGCUUAAAACAGUCAAUCACUAAAGUCCUUAUAAAUCAUUAAUGUAAAAGUAACCGUGCGCGUCAAAAGAAACAACGAAAGAUUUUCAGAAACAAAGUGGUUAUUGAUACAGUAUCCAAACCGCUGUGCGAUCACAGACGUCAGAGGACAAACCGCUGUGCGAUCACAGAUGUCAGAGGACAAACCGCUGUGCGAUCACAGAUGUCAGAGGACAAACCGCGGUGCGAUCACAGACGUCAGAGGACAAACCGCGGUGCGAUCACAGACGUCAGAGGACAAACCGCUGUGCGAUCACAGACGUCAGAGGACAAACCGCGGUGCGAUCACAGACGUCAGAGGACAAACCGCG
Messenger RNA from Thalassophryne amazonica, 1215 nucleotides. Its product is annotated as gap junction Cx32.2 protein-like. Gene Ontology annotation, cellular component: connexin complex. The record is from RefSeq and is a predicted model, not a curated record. Bases 87 to 842 code for a protein of 251 amino acids. The transcript has 2 exons. NCBI's taxonomy places the organism in Eukaryota, Metazoa, Chordata, Actinopteri, Batrachoidiformes, Batrachoididae. Gene Ontology annotation, biological process: cell communication.